Messenger RNA from Tigriopus californicus, 1785 nucleotides. It is a transcript of the gene Ttc26, whose product is annotated as intraflagellar transport protein 56-like. NCBI's taxonomy places the organism in Eukaryota, Metazoa, Arthropoda, Copepoda, Harpacticoida, Harpacticidae. The coding region runs from base 16 to 1689 and encodes 557 amino acids. The record is from RefSeq and is a predicted model, not a curated record. The transcript has 4 exons. Gene Ontology annotation, biological process: intraciliary transport involved in cilium assembly; intraciliary anterograde transport. Gene Ontology annotation, molecular function: intraciliary transport particle B binding; protein binding. Gene Ontology annotation, cellular component: ciliary base; ciliary basal body; intraciliary transport particle B.
GGAUUGUGAGCCAACAUGAUCCUGUCCAGAUCCAAACCCGCCAUUCCACAGGCCUCCAAAGAUGGCUCGACGGUGUCGGGCACCUCUGCUCAAAAGAAGUUGCCCAAAUUGGAGGAUUUCCUUGCUCAGCGAGAUUAUUUGGGCGCCUUGAGUCUUUUAGAAUUCCAUCGAAACUCGGGCAAAGGUGGAGACGAAGUGGAUCUCUGGUUGGGCUAUUGUGCCUUCCACGCUGGAGACUACAAACGAUCCAUGUUGGAGUACGAGGCGUUGACUCACAGCAAGACAUCACCCAAGGGAACCUAUAUCAAUCUUGGAUGUUGCUUCUUCUAUUUGGGAAUGUACGAGGAAGCGGAACAAAUGGCCGAGAAGGCCGACAAAUGUCAGUUGCGCACACGCUUGCGUUUCCACUUGGCCCAUAAAUUUGGAGACGAGAAGAAGUUGAUGACCUUCCAUCAGGAGUUGGAAGAUGUGAUUGAGGACCAGCUCUCCCUUGCGUCGAUCCAUUAUCUCAGAUCACACUAUCAGGAGGCCAUUGAUAUUUACAAACGAAUCCUCUUGGACAAUCGAGACCACUUGGCGUUGAACGUUUAUGUCGCUCUAUGCUAUUACAAAUUAGAUUAUUAUGACGUCUCGCAAGAAGUUCUGGCAGUGUACCUCCAACACUUUCCGGGCUCGGCCAUCGCCGUGAACUUGAAAGCCUGCAACCAUUUCCGACUCUACAACGGAAAAGCGGCCGAGCAAGAGCUCAAGUCUCUCCAGGACCAUUCCACAAGCCAUCAAGCUAGUUUCGGAAAGGAUCUCAUCGAGCACAACUUGGUGGUGUUUCGCAAUGGCGAAGGGGCGCUGCAAGUGUUGCCACCUCUGGUGGACGUCAUUCCCGAGGCGAGGCUGAAUCUGGUCAUCUACUUCUUGCGCCAAGAUGACGUGGCGGAGGCGUAUUCUUUGAUCAAGGAUCUCGAGCCCACCGUCCCUCAAGAGUACAUCCUCAAAGGGGUGGUGAAUGCCGCUGUGGGGCAGGAUAACGGCUCCCGCGAUCACUUGAAGAUCGCUCAACAGUAUUUCCAAUUGGUCGGCGGCUCAGCCAGCGAAUGUGAUACCAUCCCGGGACGACAAUGCAUGGCGGCUUGUUUUUUCCUCCUGAAGCAAUUCGAUGACGUGCUUUUGUACCUGAACUCGAUCAAGUCCUACUACUACAAUGAUGAUACGUUCAACUUCAACUAUGGCCAGGCCAAAGCCGCAGUGGGUAAUACGAAGGAGGCAGAAGAGAUAUUCCUUCAAAUUCAGAGCGACAAGAUUGUCAACGACUAUGCCUAUCUAUCGUGGCUCUCGAGAUGUUACAUCAUGAAUGGGAAAGCUCGCUUGGCUUGGGAACUCUACCUCAAGAUGGAGACCAGCGGGGAAUCCUUUGCCUUACUCUCACUAAUUGCCAACGACUGUUACAAGAUGGGGCACUUUUUCUACGCUGCCAAGGCCUUCGACAUGCUGGAAAGGCUGGACCCCAAUCCAGAGUAUUGGGAAGGGAAACGCGGGGCCGCCAUCGGACUCUUUCAAAUGAUCAUUGCAGGUCGAGAAGAGCGACAAACCUUGGUGGACAUCAUGCAAAUGCUUAAGAACACGACCAAUCCGCAAGUGGAUCACAUCAUGAAGGUGAUCAAGAAAUGGGCCAAAGACAAUCAAGUGGCUAUCUAAUGGACUGACUAUCAAUGGGACGUCAAUUCAAGGAUGAAUGAACUUUAUUUUUUUCUUCUUUCUGGCGUAAAAAUACGAGAAUCCCAUAAGGAGCUA